This is a messenger RNA of Girardinichthys multiradiatus, 3952 nucleotides long. RefSeq names its product HPS4 biogenesis of lysosomal organelles complex 3 subunit 2 (gene hps4). The record is from RefSeq and is a predicted model, not a curated record. The transcript has 12 exons. NCBI's taxonomy places the organism in Eukaryota, Metazoa, Chordata, Actinopteri, Cyprinodontiformes, Goodeidae. Gene Ontology annotation, biological process: vesicle-mediated transport. The coding region runs from base 485 to 2365 and encodes 626 amino acids.
UCUGGAGUUGGAGACCCCAGAGCCAUAAACCUAAUGAUAGAGUAAUAUAUAAAUAGAAAGUGAACUAAUACAGAGACGGUCUAGGAAAUAACUCAUAUUCAGGAGGUUAUUUACACGACAGUAUUGAUGAAAAUAUGUUCAUAAUCAGAAUCAUUUCUGUUAAAAGCUCUAAUAGAAACGCCUCCGAACUCCGCACUAGUUUGUCCUUCCGUGCCUCCCAUACAUUCACAUGACUUCCACUGCGUGUGACUGCCCUGCAUUCUUCAAGUGUCAUGGUCAGUUUCACAAGUUGGUUUCCACUUAUAGAGAGACGCUAAGCGAACUUUAACUAGAGAUUACUACCCGUCCUUGGUUUAGUUUUGCGCAAACAUCGCACAGUUGUGUGGAAGGAUCUACUGUGUGGAAGGAUCUACGCCUCGGAUUCUGUCAAAGUGCAUCUUCAGCCUGGAGGAGGAAACCCAUGAUCGACCACUGAGGAUAACUUAUGGCUGGGCUCACGCCGCCGGACACAAGGAGGUGCAAUUAUUUCUUCCUCUAUGAUGGAUCAAAGGUCAGAGGAGAGGGGGACCCCACAAGGAAUGGCAUCUGCUAUUUCUACCCUGAGGAAACCCCUUUGGACAAGCAGGAUCUGCUCUGUGGUCAGCUUGCAGGCGUGGGCCGCUGUGUUUCUGAGCUUUCCUCCUCUUCUGUACAAACCCUGAGGCUGCGUCGCUGCAAGUUUGCCAUCCGCAUGAAGGAGGACUUCUUCUGGGCUCUUGGCUGCUCAAUGGAAGUCCCUACUGAGAGUGUCUGUGAGCUCCUGGAUCAUCUCAUCAAUCUCUUCUGUUUCUACAAUGGCUCUGUUCGCCAGAGCUAUCAGCUCAACAGUAAGGAAAGUCUGGCUGCUGAGUGGGCACGAUACCUUUUCCACGUGCUGUCUGGACCCUCAGAGUUGCACUACAUCUUACGAAGCGUGAGAACCAUAGAUCUUACAAAAGUUGACCCACUUCUUCUCCUCAAAGCUGCCCUCAUUCUUCAGGCAUGCCAGCGAUGCCCCCUGGUGUUAGCAGGCUGUGUUCUUUUCAGAGGACGAGCUGUCAGCACACAGAUGCCUCCGCAGCUAACAAUGAAGGUCAUGGUUCAUGAGAGCAAAACAUACACUAAGACCCAGAUGUUGAGUGAAGCGAGCCUGUCCAGCUCAGACGGUGGUCCUGUUAGCUCAACUGCUGUGUUCCUGACACCAUCCGAACUUCAGUACCUGCAGGCUGCUCCUGUCGACAAAACUUCCCGUUCCCAUUCUACUCAAGAGAAAGAUGCUCUCCCAAAGAAGACCAGGCUUUCAAGAACUUUGUCGGACACGCCCUCCUCUGACUCGGAGCCAUCUCAUCCAACAUCGUGUCAGUCCCCUCAGAAAUUGUCCUUCAACCCACACCUGUCAGGAUCUCAAGACUCUGUGUUUAGUCCAGCUUCAUCACAGAGCACUGCUGAUUCCCCCAAUCCCUCUCCUGUGUCACCAGUGCGUCCUUUUUCAAAUGGAAGGAACUCUCAUGAAACUGUGGAGAAAGCACUGGAUGAGUCACAUUAUCACAGUUUUCACAGCUGUGGAGAUGAAGUUAGCCAGAUGCACAACGAAGCAGAUGGUUCAGUGUUUGAGGAAAACCUCUAUCUUAACGGAGGUGCCUUGGGUGGUGAUGCCACCCGUGAGACAUCAUUCGAGGUCCGAGGAGCUGAUUGUGGGAAUGAUCUAUUACGUGAUGAUCAGAUGGCAGCAGGAGAGGUUGAAGUCUCCUGCAGCAAGGCUGGAGGCCACAAGGCGGAGACGAAACGGCCUCCUCCGGUUUCCUGUGCUUUUGACAGUUUGGAGGAGAGCCCUCUGAUCCCCAUGAUGCUGUAUAUGCACCGGGUCAACAGCUUGGUGCUGGCUUUGCUAGUGGAGCCUCAUUUCAUGAGUGACACUGCUUCUAUGGAGGAAGUGAAUCACAGCAGCCUGGCUUCACUCAAUGGACUUGAGGCCCAUCUCAGGGCUAUCUCCCCAGCGGCCCCAGAUGCUGCAGGCCCUUACUUAUUUGCCCAUCAUGACUCUAUCCAGAGCACUCUGACAACCAACGUGUCUGGCCGUCCAGGGGGAGCCCCGGAGCAUCCUUUUGUCCGAGCCACAUCACUUCUCCACUCGCAUUUCUUUGACACUGAGACUCUGCAGGAGGCUAUUAUCAGGAGUGCCGGCACAGCGGUGUACGGGACCCGCACCGUGGCACACGAGACCUACUUCCAGCAGCACGGCGGAUCAGUGAGGAACUCUGGCAUCCCCAACCAGCAAGACAGCGCGUUCACGCUGCCCAGCAAGGCCCGACACAAACUCCUCAAACACAGGGUCAAUUUGCUGUGAACGGACAGCAUCGUGAUGCCUUAAUUGAGCGCUCCAUAAAAAAUGUAAAAAGAACUAGCUCAAGAACUUUGUGAAUCAGGGUUUUAAUCAAAUUUUAGAAUUUGAUUAAAGAUUUAUUGUGUUGCUGCUGAACUUCACCCAAUAACACAGAAUAUUAUAUGCUGAUUAAAUUAGUUUGUUUUGAAAUUGUUACUGUUAUAUACAUUGGAUAGCAUACAGUGCCUUAUUCACGCUUUUCACAUCACAACCAGAAACUUCUAGGGAUUUUAUUGGGAUUUGUUAUGGACUUUCGAUGGACCAGCAUGAAAUGGUGCAUCACUUUGAAGAGGAAGCAGAAUAUGUGGUUUUCAAAUUGUUUACCCAUAUAUCUCUAAACACAGUGCAAUCAGGUACAUUUAGAAAGCACCUAAUUAAAUUGAUUAAUAUAGUCCACUGGUGUGGAAUAAGUGGCAGCAUCAUGCUGUGGGAUGCUUUUCUUUAUCAGCUGUCAGAAUUUAUCAAAAGAUAGAUGGAGGCUGCAAAAUACUUCACACUGAAUCAGAGGGGUCACCUUCAUGCAGGACAACCCUAAACACAUUCAAACCUAUCAUGCUAUGGUUUAGAUCAAAGCAUAGUCAUGUUUUAAAAUGGCCCAGUCAAAAUCUGAACCUAAAAUCCAAUCUGUGUGAGAGUGCUGUUUACAAACACACUCCAUCCAGUCUGACUGCCCAGAACUUAUUUUUUGACAAAAUGAUGCAAAAUGUUCAGUGUCAAGAUGUGCAAAGCUGGUAGAUAUUUCCCUUAAGACCUGCAGAUUCAAUUGCAACAAAAUGGGGUUCUACAAAUAACUGAUUUAGGGAGGCUGUAUACAAAUGCGUACCAUGCUUUGCAGAGUUUUAUUAGUAAAAAAAAAAAAAAAAGUUUGUAUCAUUUUCCCUGUAUUUCACAAUCCUGCACUAUUUUGUGUUGGUCUGUUGCAGUUGUGACAUGACAAAAUGUGAAAAUGUUCAAGGGUGGUGGCCUAGUGGUUAAAAAGCAGGGCAUUCUUGUCCUGAAGAGGCCACAACUACCCUGGUUCAUAUCCCACAGCCUGCCACUUUAGGUCCCUGAGCAUGACCAUUAAACCCUGAAUGCUCCCCUGGCACUGCACAAUAGCAGCCUACUGCUCCCUGUGGGAUGCAAAGAACAAUUUCUCCAUUGUGAGGUUAAUGAAGUCUAAUUUAAAAGAGGUAUGAAUACUUCUGCAAGACAAUGUAUCAAUGUUCAGGGGCUGAAAAGAUAACUGUUUUAAAUGACUUUUAGCCACAGUUUGGGUAAUAUGUAUAUUGAUUCACUGUAAAAUAGAUUAUUUUAGGCCUAAUAUAUUACCUUUUAUAGAACUUGUUUACACAGUGUACAAAUAUUCCAUUGUCAUCAUGCUAAUGAUAUUUUCUUUCUUAAAGCAGCAUGUUAUGUUGCUCUUGUAUGCUUUAGCACACACAAUACGACCAAAGCAGCAUAUUUGUAUCCUUGACUAAAAAAGAAUGUUGAAUAUAUUGCUUUAUUUUCACAUAUAUCACAAUCAAACGUCAAGUGUUUAUUGUUAAUAAAAACGUGAAAUAUCUAAUA